Pseudopodoces humilis (Tibetan ground-tit) is the source of this 2908-nucleotide messenger RNA. The record is from RefSeq and is a predicted model, not a curated record. Lineage: Eukaryota; Metazoa; Chordata; Aves; Passeriformes; Paridae.
GAAGAAGAAGCAGCAGCAGCUCCAUCUGAGUGAUGGUGAAUUCCCUUCUCCAAAACCUCAACAGCCGGGUGGCACGUCAGGGGGCAGAAGUGAGAGCUCCAGAGCAUCUGCCACAGUGAGUGAGGGCAGUGGGCUGCCAGCCCUGGCUGCCAAGGGGAGCUGCAAUCCCUGCCCCGGUUGCCGAGUGCUCUGCUCCCUGUGGGGACCAGGCCUGGUGUGGCCAGGGCACACACAGAGAUUUCAGGGGCACGAGUGCCAGUAGUGUCCAGUGGCUUUGGGCUGAUCCCUUUGGUCCCUGCUCUCUCCUGGCCAUGGCCUGAGCCACCUGGGUUGGCCCUGGCACAGGGCUCUCCUCGGGUCCCCGCAGAUCCAGAUCUGACCGUGGCUCUGUUCCUCUCUCUUGCAGCCCUUGAUGACAAGGCACAGGAAAUCAGCCCUGCCAUCAGAAGGCUGGCUCUGGAAACAGCCUUUGUCCUCUGGGCAGUAGAGACAGCUCCAGGCUCCCCCAACAGCUCCAUCUUGCAGAAGCAGCAAGAUCAGUUCCGCAGGGCACGCAAGAAUCGCCCUUGUCUGUGGGACCGUGGCUGGCUGUGCUGCUGGAGCUCUGAGGAGAGCUGAUUUGAGAGGCUCUCUGUCUGCCAGGGCCACCUGAGCUGGAGCGGGGGUGGGAGGUGGUUCUUUCCUUUAAGAUUGUUUUUUCCUUCUUUUUAAUUUUUCCUUUCUUCUUUAGGAUGUAAAUAUAGAAUGUGCUGUUAUACCCAGACUCCCAGGAGCUUUUUCUUUUUAACUUUAACCAAGUUAAACUCACACCCCUAAGAAAGUUUAACCAGACCUCUGUAGUUCUAUCAUUUUGAAAACAAAGAUCAGUUCAUCCUAGUAGUGCAUUUGGGUCACAGUAAGGAUUCUGGGAAGGAUCUGAUAGCUCCAUGUCAGCUGGCAUAGACUGUACUGUUGAGAGCAUGGGGAUGUCUCUGCAGAGAAAUGCACUGAAGUUUAUAGAGCAGAACGGCAGGGGGUCAGUGAGAGUGGGAGGAAGCCGGUCUCUCUGCCCACAGUACUGGCAGGGGCUGGUGGACAGAGGGGACAGAGGAACGGAGCGCUGCUUGCCUCCAUCCUCACAGCCCCUCUAGUUAGACAGUGUGCCUCAAAUGGAGCAUGGGUUUGUCAUUCCCAUCUAGGACAGGGAAUGAAGAAAAGAAGAAAACUCAUUUUUCAGGGUUGGUUAAAAACUUAUGGCUACUUACUUCCAUCUGACAGCCAGAUGUCUCCUUUGCAGUCAGGAAAAGCUGUGCAGUCUGCAGUUGCCACUAUGCAACAGUUUUAUGGAAUCCCAGUAACAGGAGUUUUGGACCAGACAACUAUUGAAUGGAUGAAGAAGCCUCGAUGUGGAGUUCCAGAUCAUCCUCACCUACGUCGCAGCCGGAGGAAAAAGCGGUAUGCACUCACUGGCCAGAAGUGGAGACAGAAGCACAUAACCUACAGUGUACACAACUACACCCCCAAGGUUGGCGAGAUUGAUACAAGGAGAGCCAUUCGUCAGGCUUUUGAUGUUUGGCAGAGAGUGACACCACUUACCUUUGAAGAGGUCCCUUACCAUGAAAUUAAAAAUGACAGAAAGGAGGCAGAUAUUAUGAUAUUUUUUGCUUCUGGUUUCCAUGGAGACAGUUCUCCCUUUGAUGGAGAAGGUGGAUUCCUGGCUCACGCUUACUUUCCUGGACCUGGAAUUGGAGGAGACACUCACUUUGACUCAGAUGAGCCAUGGACCCUGGGAAAUUCCAAUCAUGAUGGGAACGAUCUCUUCCUGGUCGCAGUCCACGAGCUGGGGCAUGCCCUGGGUCUGGAACACUCCAACGAUCCCAGUGCUAUCAUGGCUCCUUUCUACCAGUACAUGGAAACACACAACUUCAAACUGCCCCAGGAUGACCUCCAAGGAAUUCAGAAAAUCUAUGGUCCUCCUAUAGAGCCCCUGGAGCCAACCAGGCCUUUACCAACUCUUCCUGUUCGCAGAAUUCACUCCACUUCGGAAAGAAAACACGAGAGACAUCCACGACCUCCCAGUCCUCCUCUGGGUGAUAGGCCAGCUCUCCCUGGCUCCAAACCAAACAUCUGUGAUGGCAACUUUAACACUGUGGCUCUCUUUAGAGGAGAAAUGUUUGUUUUCAAGGAUCGCUGGUUCUGGCGUCUGCGCAACAACCGUGUGCAGGAGGGUUAUCCCAUGCAGAUUGAGCAGUUCUGGAAGGGCCUCCCUGCAAAGAUCGACGCAGCCUAUGAACGCUCUGAUGGCAAAUUCGUUUUCUUCAAAGGAGAUAAAUACUGGGUUUUUAAGGAAGUGACAGCAGAGCCAGGCUACCCUCACAGCCUGGUGGAGCUGGGGAGCUGCCUGCCCCGGGAGGGCAUCGACACCGCGCUGCGCUGGGAGCCCGUGGGCAAAACCUACUUCUUCAAAGGGGACAGGUACUGGAGGUACAACGAGGACAAGAGAGCAACGGACCCAGGAUACCCAAAGCCCAUCACCGUGUGGAGAGGAAUCCCUCAGGCUCCUCAGGGGGCUUUCAUCAGCAAGGAAGGCUUUUACACCUACUUUUACAAAGGGAAGGAGUACUGGAAGUUCGAUAACCAGAGACUGAGUGUGGAGCCAGGCUAUCCCAGGUCGAUCCUCAAGGACUGGAUGGGCUGUAACCAGAAGGAUGUUGAGCGGAGCAAGGACCGGCGCCUCCCGCAUGAUGACGUGGAUAUCAUGGUGACAAUAAAUGACAUGCCCAGCACUGUCAAUGCCAUCGCAGUGGUGAUCCCCUGCAUCCUGUCUCUGUGUAUCCUUGUCCUGGUAUACACAAUCUUCCAGUUUAAAAACAAAGAGGUGCAGCAAAAUGUUGUGUACUACAAAAGACCUGUCCAGGAAUGGGUAUGA